UCCACACCGGGACUGACAGCUGCCCGCUCCCGGAUCGCUCUGUGUCCCUGCCCCCGGCACACCAGCUAAAAGUGCACCGGUUCUCCGGCCAGACAGGAACAUCCAGGGGCUAUUUCCAGCCAUAGCAGGGGAUGUCUGCAGAGGAUGAUACUCUGAAAAGACAAGGUGAUAUGUGGUCCGAGCUGGAGAAAGCUGAAAAACUGGCCCGAGGAGCCGCAUUGAAGUGGGCCUCGGGAAUCUUCUACCAUCCAGAUCAGCUGGAGAGAUUGGGCCAGUAUCGCAAGAGAGAGACACAAAGAACCUCAUCUGUUGAGUCCAGGUUAAAGUCUGCUGUUCAGUCCUAUCUGGAAGGGGUCGGGACAGGCCUUGGGCAGCUGAAGGCUUCUCUCGAUGAUGUCAGGGCAGUGCGCCGCACACUGGUUGACGUCUGUGAAGACUGGCAGAACAAAGUCAAUGGGUUUGAAGGCCUGGGGCAGCUACGCAGCCUGGUUUCUGACCAUGUCCAGUUGGCUACUGUAGUGCACAAUCUACAGCAAGUGUUCUCAGUCCCUGAGGUUGUGCAUGAGACCCGGCAGCUGAUAGAGGAAAGGAGGCUGCUGGAGGCCCAUGCCAAGCUGAUGGAGAUGGAGUGCUGGCGAGACAGCAUCCUUCAGCAGCUACACCACGCCGGGAGGCAGAACACAGAAGGGGAGCAGAUCGUCUUGUCGUAUUUCGCCGUUGUCGGUCAGCUCAAUGAGGAGCUGGCCAAGGAACUCUGGGAUGUCGUGAGCUGCGGCCCAACCCUGGUGAAGCAGGACCCAUCCCUGUUUGUCUCGGCCAUUCGCAUCAUCGAGCGGGAAGAGCAAAUCGACCAGGCGGCCAUGGAUGGCCAAAGCCAACACCUGUUUCUCCCUCCUGGGAGGCCGAAAAAUCUGCGGCAGACCUUUUUUAAAGUUAUCGAGCAGUCAACCACGGCGCAGUUCCGAGUGAGGCAAACCGACACAAAGGGACCGGGGCUGGCCAAUCAUCUGGCGGUCUUACACAACAAUAUUCUCAGCGAUCUCAAAGUAGUGAAACACUUGAUGGUGCAGUGCUGCCCACCCCAGUACAACAUCCUACAGACCUAUGUGCUGCUGCACCACAGUUGCCUUUCGGGGCAUCUGCAAGAUAUUAUCUCCUGGGACUUAGAGAAGAGUGAGAUCUACACAGUGCUGAGCUGGAUACAUCACAUUUACCACAGCCGUCCAAAGAUGCUCACUCACCCAGAUCUCUCUCCCGAUGUCGACAUUGUGUCACCGGGACCUCUGAUUUCCCAAGAUGCCCUGGAGCAGCUGCAGAAUAAGUAUGUCAGCGCUGUCAGGGUGGCAGUGUCAGACUGGAUGCAGAAAGCCUUGGAAGCAGAAGUGAGUGACUGGUACCGAGAGGAGGAGCCUGAGUCUGACCACGAAGGUUACUACCACUCCAGCCUGCCAGCAAUUGUGACCCAGUUCUUCAUGGACUCUUCCCACAGGUUCCGAGAGGCAGUGAUCAGUUAUGGCAAGGAACGACAGAAACCCUCCCAGCCCAAGUACUACCUGCUGUACCUGCUGGCUACUGUCAACAACUGUAUCGCCUUCAGGAGAUGCAUCCAAUGGCUGCAGCAGCAAGGCGUCCAGGGUUCCCAUGGCGACGGCUGCAGCAAGUUACCUCACCCCAUCGAUACAGCUGUGGACCGAGCAAUGAAGAAAGGCUGCAGGCUGCUAAUAGAUGAGAUGCUUUCAGAUCUCCAGCCCCAUUUCCUCCAGCUAUGGCCUACGUCCUGGUUCUGUGGAUCUGAUAUUAUCGACACUAUCUGCACUGUCUUGGAGACACACUGCAGUUACUUCACCCACAUCAGGGAGCCCAUCUUCCAGUUCAUGCUGUCUGAAGGCCUCCGGCUGGUAAUUAUUGAUUAUGUCCGCACGCUGGUACUGAGGAAGAUUGUCUGCAAAAACCCUGCGGAACGAGAGAGGCUGUCAGACAGAAUGGCCCGUGAUGCGGAGAAAUUGCACGAGCUCUUCUGUAAUUUAGGAAUGGAAGAACCUGAUCACCUAACCAGAGUGAUUUCUUCUGUAUCAGAGCUCGUGAAACUGAAGGACACUUCCCUCCUCAGUCUGGAGGUCUCCUGCCUUGUAGCCAAUUAUCCUGAUAUCAGUGACGAGCAUGUUUCAGCCCUGCUGGAUAUUCGGGGCGACGUGUCCAAAGACAUCCGUGGGACGGUGCUGGAGAUGUUGGAGCAGAACUCCCAGCCUGCCCCCGAAGACUACCAGCCCAUCUUCUCUGAGAUCCUGGUGCCAGCUCCCGUCCUCCCCUUCUGCCUGCCUGCUGUCAAAUGCGGAUAAGGCCCCAAACCACCUCCCCAACAACCCCUUCACCCCACCCACCUCCUCACAUCUCACCAAGGACCCCAGGGUGGAGUAAGAGGUCACCUGACAAUUGCCCAUGUGAGACCGUCUUUCUGUCCACAGUCCGACUGUGCAAUGGAUACUGGAGGCUAACUUGGCGGAAGGUGUCCAAAUUAAGUAGGCAGACCAUGUUGCUGUCCAGGUUAGUGAGCCCCUGGUGUUCAAGCAUCUGAUUUUCCUCCCCUAUCCCCACCCAAACAAACACUUAUCUCUCAUAUUUGCAGAGGAAUGAAACCUGUUCCUGUCAACUUCCUCCCUCCAAAGUAUGGCUGACAUGCCACAGUCCCACACAGAGUGAAUGUUUUGGCAGGUUCCCGCUACUAUUUGCCAGACGUUGUGUCCUCUGUAGGAGAGAGGAAUAUCAGUAAAGAGUCACACUUGACUACCCAGCUGAAAAUUCCACCAAGGGUUGUUGUCAGAGGACUGGGCUCUAGGGGAUUACCUGCCACCAGACCAAAUACAAACCACAUGCUCGCUCCUGGGAGAGAAGGAAAUGCUUAUCAAGCUCAGGACAGCUCGUAAAUGUCACAUCCAUCUUUCAUCAGUUUAUUCUCAACACUGGAGCUUCCUGCCCAAGGGAGUUCUGAGCUUACAAUCCUCCCAUGCAACCCCAAAUUGACAAAUUAUUUACACUUUCAUGGGAUGAGGGCCUCGCUGGCAAGGCCAGAAAUUUAUUGCCCAUCCUUAAUCGCCCUCGAACUAGGUCAUUUCAGAG
Rhincodon typus (whale shark) is the source of this 3117-nucleotide messenger RNA. RefSeq names its product exocyst complex component 3-like 1 (gene exoc3l1). Gene Ontology annotation, molecular function: SNARE binding. The transcript is spliced from 12 exons. NCBI's taxonomy places the organism in Eukaryota, Metazoa, Chordata, Chondrichthyes, Orectolobiformes, Rhincodontidae. Gene Ontology annotation, biological process: exocyst localization; exocytosis. The coding region runs from base 132 to 2339 and encodes 735 amino acids. The record is from RefSeq and is a predicted model, not a curated record. Gene Ontology annotation, cellular component: exocyst.